CUGGCCCGACUGCGCAAGGUCAGCGACGUCCUGUUUGCCGUUUCCCAUGGUCCUUCGCAGGAUUUUGCUACGGUAGUUUUUUUAUUUGGUAAUUAUUAUUUAUCUAACAAAUUAUAAAUAAAUUAUAUAAUUAGUUAUUUUUUUAUUUAUAUUUAAUACUUUAUACAUGCGUAAAGAUUUGAUGUGAUCCGCCGACAGCAACACCUCAUUGAAUUCGGCUUGAGUGAGUAGUUUUGAGCAGGAUAAGAUGGAUUCCAUGUGACCAUUCAUUGUUGCCGUGAGCGUGAUAUUUGUGUGGAAACUUGCUAGUCGGUCCGUAGACUAUACGUGUGGGUUAGUACUCACUAGUCAGUAGUCACCACUCGUCUACUCCUGCGUCCUGCCAGUAAUGGCUUCAGCAGCUAGCGAGAUGGAAGGCGAAGGCGCCGGCGCCGGCACCGGCACUGGGGAAGGAGCGCCAAUCGCGCCGCGCAGGCCGGCCCUGCCGUUGAAGGUGCGGUUCCAGCUCAUGUGCCUCGACGUCGUCGGUGGCCUCUCGAUGCGUCGCGACGGCACCAUCAACCGCUCCCUCUUCAGCCUCUUCGACCGCCGCGCCCGCGCUAGCGCGCGCCCGGAUGGCCUCGGCGUCCGGUCCGCCGACGUGCACGUGGACGCGUCGCGCGGCUUGUGGGCGCGCGUGUUCUCGCCGUCGGAGGCGGCCGGGUCACCGCUCCCCGUCGUGGUCUAUUUCCACGGUGGCGCAUUCGCGCUGCUCUCCGCGGCCUCGGUCCCCUACGACGCCAUGUGCCGCCGGUUCUGCCGCGAGCUGGGCGCCGUCGUCGUGUCCGUCGACUACCGCCUCGCCCCGGAGCACCGCUGCCCCGCCGCGUACGACGACGGCGUCGACGUGCUCCGGCACCUCGCCUCCACAGGGCUCCCCGACGGCGUCGCCGUGCCGGUCGACCUCUCCCGCUGCUUCCUCGCCGGGGACAGCGCCGGGGCCAACAUCGCUCACCACGUGGCGCAGCGCUGGACGACGGCCGGCGUCGCGUCCUCCUCGUCGUCCCCGCCGCGUUCCUGCCCCGUCCGCCUCGCGGGCGUCGUCCUGGUGCAGCCGUACCUGGGCGGCGAGGAGCGGACGGACGCGGAGGUCAUGCUGGACGGGAAGGUGCCGGUGGUCACCGUGCGGGGCUCGGACUGGAUGUGGCGGGCGUUCCUGCCGGAGGGCGCCGACAGGAACCACCCCGCCGCGCACGUGACCGACGAGAACGCCGACCUGGCGGACGGCUUUCCGCCGGCGAUGGUGGUGAUCGGCGGCCUCGACCCGCUGCAGGAUUGGCAGAGGCGGUACGCCGACGUGCUGCGGCGGAAGGGGAAGGCGGUGCGGGUGGUGGAGUUCCAGGAGGCCAUUCACACGUUCUUCUUCUUCCCCGAGCUCCCCGACUGCGCCAGGCUCGUGGAGGCGAUGAAGGCCUUCAUAGAUGACAGCAACGCAUCCUCCGUCUCGGCUGCUUGACUGAUCAUCAACCGUAAGGGGUCCCGAAGGAAGCAACGUGGACCUACGUGGCCCGUGCAAAUACUUUUUUUUUCCCCACGCAUUUGCAUGGUCCUCUCUCCGUGUACUUUAUCCAUGUGCAGGAACUGUGUAGUUUAUAUUGAUGUCAAAUUAAGGCCUUGUUUAGAUCUAAAUUUUUUUUGAUUUUGACACUAUAUUAUUUUCGUUUUUAUUUGAUAAA
Messenger RNA from Sorghum bicolor (sorghum), 1715 nucleotides. Its product is annotated as probable carboxylesterase 18. Bases 389 to 1495 code for a protein of 368 amino acids. The record is from RefSeq and is a predicted model, not a curated record. Gene Ontology annotation, molecular function: hydrolase activity. Lineage: Eukaryota; Viridiplantae; Streptophyta; Magnoliopsida; Poales; Poaceae. The transcript has a single exon.